Messenger RNA from Clunio marinus, 423 nucleotides. The record is from the annotation of a GenBank genome assembly. NCBI's taxonomy places the organism in Eukaryota, Metazoa, Arthropoda, Insecta, Diptera, Chironomidae.
AUGAAUGGAAAAAUUUCCAUCACACGAACACAAUUUUUUAUUCCUUUGAUCGUGUUAGAAAGCAAAAAACAAAUUUUAAUUCAAUUUGUUUUUUCUCACAUCGCUUUUGAUAAAUGGUCAAGUAUUGCUUACCACUUCAAGCCCACAAAAACUCACUCAAGCCUUUUAAGCAACUUCAUUUUGACCCACAUUGACACAGACGAAAACAGAAAAAUUGCAACAAUUGAGUUGAACGAAACAACUCAGCUCGCAGCUCUUAGUGGUAUGAUUGAGAAAACUCAACUCUUACUCAUAAUUAAUGAGCUUUCAGAGCAGAGAAAAGAAAGAAAUAAAAAAGUUUCACUUUUCACUCGUCAAAUAUCUUUGGUCAAAAAUUUAGGCGAGGAGGAAGUUCAAACUUCUCCGUUCCAAAAAAAAAACUAA